Molecule: messenger RNA, 1104 nt
Organism: Suillus subaureus
Lineage: Eukaryota; Fungi; Basidiomycota; Agaricomycetes; Boletales; Suillaceae
Exons: 4
Coding region: 128-994 (288 amino acids)
Source: RefSeq, a predicted model, not a curated record
GUGCAAAAAGGCAGCUCACGUAAUCAUCGGUGGUAAUACCGCGCACCAGACCACAAGUGGGGCUGUCACUACUGCAGCGCCUCAUGCAAACUUCAUCUCCGAAUUCCUGCAGUUUUUACAUUCAACUAUGCUGAAACUUCAGGAGUACACCGCAUGGAUUUCGGUUGAUGGCCAGCCGUUGGAUACUUACGCUGUGGAGACAUCUCUGGCGACCAACGAAGUGACAUGCUGGAUCCCAUCUGAAGCUGGCAAGGAGUUUUCUGUGCAUUGUCAAAACACUUCUGCCCCUGGUCUCGAUACCAUCGGUGCAUUCGUUUAUAUUGACGGACAGGGGUGCCACGGUAGCUUGUUCGAGCGCUGGAACGUGAAUCAUACUGUCAAGUUCAGUCACGCAUUUGUUUCGGAUAGGAUCACCAAGCCAUUCGUAUUCUCAACUGUCCGGCUGACAGAUGAAGAUGAAUUCGCGGAUGUAUCAUCAGCCGACUUAGGACAAAUCCAAGUCAGAGUUUGCAAAGUGGUACUCGGCGAAUACUACGAUCCUGCCCAGAACCAGCUUCAAACUGAACACAAGGUGCACGAGCGGUCGAAGAAAGCAGUGACACACUGUGUUGGGCUUGGUAAGGAAACUAUGAUCCCACAAACAAUGUUGCGCAAGUCACAGUCCAUUGGUCAACCUCUCGCAAAAUUCACAUUCAAAUACAGAGACCGAAGUUUGUGUUAUGUGUUUUACUCUUUACUGCGUUCACAGCAUCUUCUGGUAGAUCUUUUGAAGGCGAAUGGAAUUGUACCAGUGCCAGCACCCCUGAAGCGCAAGGCAUCUCAGGAAAUCAUUGACCUCACUGUUAAUGACGUCCAGGCAGGGAGCAGCAGAUCCAAUGAUCCAGUCCGAGGAGAACACAACUCGCAGAGAACAAAAGAGACGGAGCACAGGAGCAAGAAGGUCAAGCAAGAACAGAAGCCCGGUGUAUUCGUAGAAGUCAUUGAUUUGACGUAGCUCGUGUAUUGCACGAGUUAAAACCAAUGAGAUUGAUGGCUAUUUAAAUAGUAAGUGUGCCAUCGCUGUGGAUCACUUCGUUGCUUCUUCAGCCAUUUUUUCUGUGCUCC